UUAUUGUGUGUACUCGUGAAGUGAAACUUUUUUACGUUCUCCUCUUUGAUCAGCGAUUUUUUCUCUGUUAUUGAUAUAGUAGUGUGGCAGCUCAUCAAAAUGUCAAUCGCGUUUUUUCGCAGAAAGUGGUGUUAUUGAAAAAACGGCACAAACUGGUGAAAAAUCCCGUAACAUUCGGUGUGUUGUGUUGCCCUUUCCGCGCAGCUGGUUGCAAAACGAUGAAAACCGCAAGUAACACCCAGGAAGUCCGAUAGUUAAGGAUGUGAAAGUCGACAGCAGCAAUUUGGGGUCCUGAGAAACUUGCACGCAUCGUUUUCGCAGUGAAAAGUGAAGAGAAGAAAGAUGUUUACCAAAAAAUCAAACAUCGAUCUGAAAAAGUCGACGGCGAAAAUCCAGGACAGCAAGAAAGAUUCCACCGCUCGGCUGCGACACCUAAAGACGAUCCUAGAGCACGUGGACGGCGAGGAAGCAAAAAAUCUGUUUGAAGCCAACUAUAGCCAUGUCUACUACAUCCUAUACGACACAUUCGUCCAGGCGGAAACCAAUCUACGACAGCGAGAACAAUCGUUCCACAUCGUCCACAAAACGCACCGCGAGGAACUGGAUGGUUCACUAUGGCUGCUGAGCAAAAUCCUCUGUCUGCUGCCGGAACUGAUCGCCCGCCGUUGGCAGGUGCACUCGCUCGGUCGAAUACUCGCCAAACUGCUGCACUAUGGCAACAGUGUCAAGCUGCGCCGAGAGGGCGUCCGGUACUUUCUCCUUUGGUAUCAAGCACUCGGUGAUAAUGCACCGGACUUUGUUCACGGCAUGUUUACCGAGCUGGUUCCCGGACUAACGGUACCGCAGAAGGGAAAGAACGGUCCACUGUCGUCGGAUUCGGAGUUCAUCGCGACGGAUGUUCUGAAUCAUCCGAACAUGAAGGGCGAGCUAGGUGGUUCCGUUUUUCACGAUACCGGUGCACAUCCGGUCAAGUCACCGGAGAUUCAGCCCGUUAUUCCACCCAGCUCGAACGAGAGAACGGCCGCUCCUGAUCCGCGCGAUGGACUCGAAAUCCUGCUGGACUGUAUGGUGCAGUCCUGUGGUUGUCUUAAGUGGAGAGAUAACAACCCGCAGAAACAUAUCCGCACCUUUAACUUCCUGUUGACAAAGUUUCGGGAGCAGUACCUACCUGUGUUCUGCCCAAACUUUGACUAUUCCACUUCGAUCUACGAACCCAAAAUCGAUCUACCGGCGAUGCGAAAUAUCUCCAAGCGAGAGGAAGUAAUGAGUUCAUGCAUAGUGGUUCUGGUAAUCUGGAUCGCCAAGUAUACCCAUGAAAGGCACAUCAGUACGAAACUGGAUAACGUACAAAUCGAUGAUGAAGUCGUUGGAGAAAAUGCAUCCCUUCUGUCGAAUCUACGACACUUGGGCUAUACACAAACACAGCUGGUCCGAGAUGUUCUUUACUCUAGCCGGGACACGGUAAACUUUGUUCAUGAGAUCUACCGGCAGGCGUUCCUGAUGUCUUUCACUUCUAAAAGUCAAAUCGAAGCUAUGCGAAUUGCGAUCUCCGUCUACCGGGAUUGGAUGAGUACGAUUCCGCCACCACCGUUCCUGCUGGAACCGGACACUAGCGAGGCAUCGCUAAGUGGUAGCUCCGGUGAGCUCCAUCAGGGAGGACGUCCGAACAGUCAGCGGCUUCGAACCGAUUCCUACCUGGGAGCCAUCAGUAAGGAAAAUGUAAUGAUCCGAGCUGGACUACAGAAUGUUCUGCAGGUGUUCGUUACGAACGCGGUAAAUGUGUUCAUGAUCAAUACGGCGCACUUGAACAUUCACUUUCAAUCAAAGACAAAUAGCGAUGGCUUUGCUACGCCUCUGGAUGAGCAAACCGAUAUCUGCAAGCGGGUAUUGAACAUCUACCGGACGAUGGUAAUGAAGACACGCAUGGAAGGCAAGACGUGGGAGCAACUGCUGUUAGUGUUGUUACAGGUAACAUCCGUAAUUCUCCAGAAUUCACCGCCGAACGCAAAGAAAAACAACCUGGGCGGCCGGUUAGCCCAACCCAUCUUCCAAACGUUGAUCGUCACAUGGAUUCGGGCCCACACGAAUGUGGUGGUGAAUCCGGGCCUCUGGGACAAGUUCCUGAAAGUGUUGUCUUCGUUGACACACCGCGAAGAGCUAAUCGUUGAAUGGGACAAGACGAUGCAAACUUUGACGCGUGUUCUCGCCAGGCAGGUAUACAACAUUAAUCUGUCGGAUUUGCCGCUGGAUCGGUUGGCGGAACAAAAGGGUAAGAGGAAACGGGGAACGCCUUCCAAUUGGACUCAGAACUCGGUCGCGAAUCAGAAUGACAAGCCGGACAGUUCGGUGACGCAGUGCAAUAACAAUGGCAAAAUGUCCAUGGACGAGACCGUCGGCGAUGAUGUGAGGAUCGUUGGCCACGGUCAAGUGGUAAGGAGUAUUCCAGGGACACCGUCCCUGAAUAGAAGCUACAGCGAGGGUAGCUUGGCACCAUUCCGAAAGUCUCGAACAAGACGAAGGGUAAGAAGCAAGAAUCAGGCACAGAAUCAGCAACAUGUAGCCUCACUUCCGAUGGCGGUAGAGCAUUCAUUGAAUCGGAUGCUGUCCAAUAAUUCUGGCGGUGGAUUGAGCAUUAGCAACGAGAAUUUGGAACUAUCAAGGUUUUCUCAGUGCGACGAAUCGUUGAUGAUGGGACCACCAACUAUUCGAAGAGCUCUUUCGUUGGACUCCAUUCGUCCUACGCCGGGUAAAAGUCGUGCAAUAGGAAAUGAUAGCGACAGCUAUAGGUGUGGAUCCAGAAGUCCGUCACCAACGGCCUCGAGUGGAAUUGAGAGUGGCUCGAUCAAGGAUUCUCCCAUGCAAAUAGAUGUGUUGACAGCCGAUAGCUCUAGCAUCGAUACUCAAGAUGAGAGUAGCGCAGUUUCCGCUGACAGGAGAUCCAUUUUGGCUGGUGGAACCGCUCGCGGUUGGCUACCGGAUGUGGCCGCUAUUAUGUGGAGGAGAAUGCUUGGAGCUUUGGGGGAUGUUAACAAGAUCUUGAAUCCAAAAUUACACGCGCAGGUUUUUCAGUACCUGGUAAACAUAACGGAAAGUUUGAUCAAGAUUCGAAUAAAUCAAGGAAUCUCGUUGGACGGCCAGGUAGUCCCUACUGCGGUAAAUCUUGUUCCACCAAUUGCGCUUGUUGCACCUUGGUGUUACGGCGCCUUAACACUGGAUGGCCAAUACAGCCAAGGUAAGCUGUACGCUAUGCAGUUACUGUGUACAAUCGUCAAGGCAGGGGCAUCAUUAGGAAACAAUCAGCUGCCGUUGUUUUACCAUGCGCUUCAUCAGGCUCUUUCCGGUGAGGAUCGAGCGAUGGCCUACACUGCCUUGAGAUAUCUCGGAGGGCCACGAUUUUUGAGUUUGUUACUUCCGGGACAUUCCUUACUUUUGUUGGAUUUGGUUCACGCUUCAACGAUAGUUCUGACCUCGUCGGAAACUGGACCACAUGCUCCCAGAUCCCAGGUUGCAGGUCUACUCGGCUCCCUGCUUUGUUUUCCCAAAACAUCCCUUCCUGGACCUGUUCUGCAGCCAUCGGAGCCCAACAUCGACCUAAUGGAAUGUCCAGAUCUGCAGGAACACGUAUUAAAUAUUGUCCUACGUUGUGCACGCCGGGAACCUACAGCCAAAGCUCGUUCUAUCGCAAUAGCUUCUCUCGGCCAGUGGAUUCUUCAAAACCUUACCAAUCCGUCCUCAUCUAAUUCCUCCACCGCUUCAGAAUCAACUUCUUUCAAGCAACGAAUUCCUUUGCACCAUUCCGGGUCAAAUUCAGCGCGCGAAGAAAGCGCCUUCAGUCCCCGUAUUCGUGAAGCCUUCCAAGUAAUUCUGCAAGCGCUUCAGUUUAAGCAUCGCAUCAUCGCCCGGCUAGCCUCUGAAACGCUCAAACUUUGCGCUGAACAAGGAAAACGCAUUGAACGAAUAGACCGCCUACCACAGCUGAUUAUUGACACGAUAUGUCUGUCAUUGGAAAUCCAAAACGUUCCAUAUCCGAAAGACUCGGACAAAACCGUACUAACUUCUUUGCUUCUAACGCUUGGUGAAUUUUGUAUGUCCUUCUCGGUGGAAACCCUUCAGCGACCCAAGAGCACCGAUUCCGACGAACCGCUUAUACAGGUAGUAUUCAAGGCUCUUUACAAGAUCGCCAUGGGUGUUCACAACGGCGAGCGGAUCAAGCUAUUCACUACCGAUGAAGACUUCGACAUGACAAUCACUGUAGAUGAUGUUCGGGAGCAGAAUUCUCCCACGGAGCCCACCUACCAAACCUCGGAAUGGAUUGCCAAUUGUCAAUCUGCGAUUAGAUUGUGUGCCAAAACGGUUGCAAUGCAUUUGAUUACCAAUCUGGGUCAUUUUCCCAUGGGUAUCGGUGCGACACGGCUCAGCUCGAUGGUUGAUGAACAGGACGAUCUAACUGGCGGUAGUACCAGUACUUUGCAUCGAGAAAACUCAUGGGGUAAUCGAGAUUCAAUGGAUUUAGGAGCAUCACAGGUCUUGGCUUCUCCGAAUCUUCAAUUGUUGAUGUUAAGUCCAGAACUGGUGGCAAGUUUUAUUGAAUUAUCUGCUCUCAAGUUACCAGGAGGUGGAGCUACCGCAGGUCUGAUCACAGCCAACCGACAAGUACGUUUGUUGCUUCGAGACCUAAAUGGUAAAGCCUGUUGGGACGCAUCAAUCCUCUACAAAGAACCAAGUCCUACCGCUGAAGAUACGAGUAGACAAAUAAAAGACUUUUCCCCUUCCACUGAAAAGCCAAACUCAGCAUUUCCCUUCCGAACAGACGGAGGAUUCUCAAGGAUAUUCGCUGGAGCAGCUGCCUCCAUUGACCCAAUGAUGUCCACUGUGGGGCUUCCGAUAGCGCCUCUUCGUCAUACCCUCCGACAUAGACCUGUUCAUCAAUUACCGGUGGCCAAAGACCUAGCACCUGAUCUAGAUCAACUGGACGAUUUGCUUCAAUACAUUGGGUACACUAGCCCGGAGUGUCUGGAUGCCAGCGGUUCACCUCUAAACACCGCCGGCCCUUCGCCUCUUGGUCCACCAUUAGAAGCACAAACCAUCUCAAUAAUCCUAAAUCAACGAGCGCUUGAAACGGAGUACAUCGCCCGGCAAAACGCAUCCGUAGGCCUGUUAGGUGAGUCCCCUGCAUACAACCUCGGAGGAUCCGUAGCAUACGCUUCGUUCAUAGACGAUAACCUACCUGUGGUACCGUUUGGACCAAGUGGAACAUUAACGACUAGAUUCAAUAAUACGACUUCGGUUGACCGAUCAUCGACGAACUCUUCCAGCGAAACAAAAUCAUUCCAGUUCGGGCGAAUCUUAUUUAGCCAGCUCGGUUUGGCUGGCUGGGAGCGGCGUAAAAGAACUCAUCUGCUGCAGCGAACGGACAAACUUCUGCGCGAACUUCGUAAUCUGGACAAUCAGAAGUGUCGUGAAACGCACAAAAUGGCUGUAAUCUAUGUUGCUAACGGACAGGAGGAUAAAGGAAGUAUCUUGAGGAAUGCAUGCGGUAGUAGCACUUAUGAAAUGUUCGUAUCGGCACUUGGCUGGGAGGUGGAGUUGGAAUCGCACAAUGGCUUCCUCGGAGGUUUACCUAGGCAGGGCUGCGGCCAGACUGCCCCGUACUAUGCGACACCGUUCCUGGAAGUCAUCUACCACGUGUCAACACGAAUGCCAUCCGAUACGUCGGAGGCGAUGUUGAACAAGACCCGACACCUGGGCAAUGACGAGGUUCACAUUGUGUGGAGCGAACACAAUCGCGACUAUAGGAGAGACAUUUUGCCUACGGAAUUCUGCGAUGUACUGAUCGUGAUAUAUCCAAUGAAAAGUGGUCUUUUUCGGGUGACGAUUAGCAAGAAACCGGACGUUCCAUGGUUCGGACCGCUGUCCGACGAGAUGGUGGUGGGUGGUUCCUGUUUGGCGAGCUUGGUUCGAGCUUCGGCGAUCAACGCAAGCCGAGCGAAGAGGACUUCGCUUUCGCUGUAUCAGCAGUAUUAUGAGGAACGGAACCGCUCGUUGGACACGGUGGCAUUACGGCACAAAGAAAGUAAUACCUUCGAGGACUUUACCGCGAGGAUUUUUAGUCCGAUUCCACCACAGAUUGCGGUGACCGGAGGGGUUAUCGGAGGUUCCGGCACGGGCGGAUUGAGUAGCGCUGGCGCGCCGCUAGCAGCUGCCCUUAUCGAUCAUCACAGUCGGACAUCUUCCAAGACCUGGAUCCACCAUCCGGAGAUGGUAGCCACAGCACGCGAGGUCACUCAACAAACCGUGAUGGCAUCGGUUUCCCUGGAACAACCCUCGCCGCGUCCGCUGCGCAAGUUGCACCACCCUUUCAAGCCGGUGGUGACAAAACCACCGAAAACUGCACCGCCACCAGUUCCAUCGACCGGCGGGGUCGGGCCAGUGCUAGCCCAUCAUCAUCAACACCAUCAUCCCCACCACCAGCAGUACACACCCGGCACCGGUACGCCACCGGACAGUCCCACCCUUCCGGGCCGGUCCAAGUUCAAGUGAGACUGGUGGUAGCUUCUGGCCAGCACCAGUAGCGAAGAAGAUCUGUACACCGCCACGGAGCAAACGCAGCAGACGCUGCGCAGCCCCAUCAUGGAAAAGGUCGGCAUUUCCGUUUGCUUCUGUGGGAAAUGAUUCCAUUUUUGCUUUUAUCAAACGCGAAUACCAGCCUUCUUCCUGUAUAGUGUAGACACGGCUGAGAAGCGUAAAAGAUGUAGCUUUAGAUGUAGAUUAAAGGAAAAUAUUUAUUGCUGAUAAGCACCACGAGUAAAAAUAAUCAAAACAAGUAUCAGAACUUACACAAUUGUGAGAUGAACGCGUCCAUUAAUAUUACUAUUAUUACUAUUUUGUCCUUUUUUGUUUGAUUUUAUAACUCAUUUUUAACAUUGUUGUAUUUAAUUUAACCAUUGAUUUAUUAACGAAUGCUUCUUUUGCUAGGAGUAAGCCUUUUUCGACGUCCCUUUUUAUAGUUGGUAGCUAGCUCGGACCUUUUGUCUUCGCGUUAGAUAACUAAUGAAAUAGUACUAGUUAACGCACUUUAACACAUCAUAUAAUGAUCACCUUUAUGAAAGUAAGAACUUAUAAUAUUCGGCGUUAUGCACAUAUGCUAUAUGAGCGCUGCAGGCACUUAUUUCCUCCACUGGAAAAGUAUUGUUAGAUUACUACUUAUUUAUUAUUAUUGUUUUGAGGGAGUCCCGUGGGUCUGCUAGGGAAGUGAAAAGUGAAAUUACGAAUGAGACGCAAAACUGCUGUAACCAACAGAAUCGCUUUGAUUCCAACUUUUUUCUUUAAUCGUUAUUUAUUAAUAAAACUACAUGACCAGACAUGUUUUCCCUUCUUCUAUCGCAUAAACAUAGACUAAGAUUGUUAAAGAAACGUAACAUUGAAGUAAGGAUACGAACAACGUCUUAACACAGAUAAAUGGUAAUGGUGACAGGAUUUAGGUUUAAGAGCACUUUUGAUACGAAACUAGAAAAGAGGUCUACUGGUAGUUAGACGCAGAGAUGAGCUCGAGUGGGUGGUUUUUUAUAUGAGUCGGACACUGGAACGGAGUUUAAGAUAAGAUAAUAUAUCAAACGGCUUGCAAAAUAAUCUGUUGCGAAUGUUUUUUCUUUUGUUCUUCUUUACUACCAGCCAAAACAUGUACUGAUCAAAGACGUUUGUUAGGAUGCAUUUCAAGAGCUAAACAUUUAUAAAUUAACUGAAUAAACCAGCAAAUGAAUAUGUUA
This is a messenger RNA of Topomyia yanbarensis, 7766 nucleotides long. RefSeq names its product probable Rho GTPase-activating protein CG5521. Gene Ontology annotation, cellular component: nucleus; cytoplasm. The transcript has 7 exons. The coding region runs from base 343 to 6540 and encodes 2065 amino acids. The record is from RefSeq and is a predicted model, not a curated record. NCBI's taxonomy places the organism in Eukaryota, Metazoa, Arthropoda, Insecta, Diptera, Culicidae. Gene Ontology annotation, biological process: positive regulation of GTPase activity; regulation of small GTPase mediated signal transduction. Gene Ontology annotation, molecular function: GTPase activator activity.